AAAACACGUGUGGAUGGAGCUGCAGCCGUCGGGAAGUGGCGCCCCGUACAGCGCAGGCGCGGGAGAUCAGGCGCACAACAACGGCUAACCGAAGUAGCAUCAGCAGCAGCAACAACGAUGGCGGACGAGAAGCCCAAGGAAGGAGUAAAGACGGAGAACAAUGAGCACAUCAACCUGAAGGUGGCAGGGCAGGAUGGCUCAGUAGUGCAGUUCAAGAUCAAAAGGCACACUCCUCUCAGCAAGCUGAUGAAAGCUUACUGCGAACGGCAGGGUCUGUCGAUGAGGCAAAUAAGGUUUCGAUUUGACGGUCAGCCUAUUAAUGAGACGGACACGCCUUCACAGCUAGAAAUGGAAGACGAAGAUACGAUUGAUGUGUUCCAACAGCAAACUGGAGGAUGGGCUCUUUAAAGACUGUUUCCUGAGACCAUCCCUACCUCCCUCUGUCCCUGAUCACCUUUGUUAUAGCCAGUCUUCAUAUGCUCAUCACCAGUGUUUAUAUCAUCUUUGGGGAUACUUGUCCAAAAUGCUGAGGCAGCAGGGAGAAAUCUGAGACCCGUCAGUGGCACUCACUGUUCGCAUGUCUGAACUGUGCUGUGUGGAGAUAUUAAAAGCUUGACAAGUUUAAUUUUUUUUUCUUCAAGAGCUGGAAAAAAAAGUCAUUGUUUUUGUUUUUUUUUAUACUUAAAUCAACAUGUUUUAAUUUGGAUAGAAUAUUGUCAUUGAGUAAGCCCAGAUUUUAAAUUUGCUGACAUCUCGUUUUAAAAAUGUUAUUGAAAUAAAUUGACUUUUUUUAAAAAA
Fundulus heteroclitus (mummichog) is the source of this 798-nucleotide messenger RNA. It is a transcript of the gene sumo2a, whose product is annotated as small ubiquitin like modifier 2a. Lineage: Eukaryota; Metazoa; Chordata; Actinopteri; Cyprinodontiformes; Fundulidae. The coding region runs from base 118 to 408 and encodes 96 amino acids. Gene Ontology annotation, molecular function: protein tag activity; ubiquitin-like protein ligase binding. Gene Ontology annotation, cellular component: nucleus. Gene Ontology annotation, biological process: protein sumoylation. The transcript is spliced from 4 exons. The record is from RefSeq and is a predicted model, not a curated record.